UCCAAUAAUCGAUCAUAUAGAACUCUGUUGUUAGGAUGACUAUCAAUUACUAUAAAUCAACAAGAAUUUAAAUCCUUGGCCAUUGUGGUAUUGUCGUCAACUAAUAGAUAGUCUUCCUGAUCUUUCGAUUAAAAUGGGUGAUAGCACGCUAACUCUCGAAGACGAAACUCAGAAUGCUCACAGUAGAAGAUCAAGCACCGUAGGUGACGCUCCACAAGACCUUUCCGAGUUGAGCAUUGGUGAAUCGCAUUUGAGCGAAGCUACAAAAUCGAUUGGGUCUGCUGAUGCAUCAUCGCAUACGUCAACGAGAUCUACACCAGGUAAAAGUAACAAAUCACGAAGCAUCGUUUCGAGUACAUCUUCGAGUAAGGUCAAGACACCAACAACAACUUGGCACCGUUCGAGUAGGGAAAUCCUUUACGAGCCAGAUAAGAACGGUAUUCAGCAAUAUCCUUCUAUCGCCACGGAGAAUCCAUCGAAACCUGGAUCGCCGAAAAUUUCUAAAAAGGGAUCCGCCAAGACUAACUUUUUACCUUCUGGGACCAAUUUGACGGCACGUGAUGCGUUUGGCCCAAAACUUACGGCCCCAGGAUCACCGGAAAGUAGUCCAUCGUUACCGAACACGCCAUUACCUUCGGAUUUUGAUGAAACAGCGAAGGAAACUUUAUCGCAAAAGGGUUCAUUGGCUGAAAAUGAAAUCGAUUCCGACACGUUAUAUUUUCGCGAUGGUCGAAGACGAAUCGAUAUGGUGCUCGUUUAUCGAGAAGAAAACGAGGGUGUCCUGACAGAAUUGGAAACAAAAAGAAGAGAACAAAGGCGGGUGUUUCAACAAAAUCUUUUAACUGAGGGCUUGCAACUCGAAUUAGAACCGAAAGAAAAUUCAUUCGAUAGGAAAACGUUCUUUCUUAAACUUCAUAUACCAUGGAAAAUAAAAGUACAAUAUGCCGAAGUUAUGAAUUUGAAGUUACCCACCAAAAGAUUUAUCACUAUCUCUGUUAAAGCUUGGGGUACAGAUGGUACAAAAGGAAGGCCUAAAUUUUGGGAGAAAUGGUUAAAGUUGACCAGUUGGAUACAAAAACUUCAUCAUUGGGAUACCAAUCAUUAUCCCGAAGAACCCAGUUUUUACGACAGCGUUGAUUCUGGUGAUCGCGAGGAAAGAUUCGUUGUAAAAGAUCGAGGUACCGCGUAUACCCCAGCCCAAAGAUCAUUAAUAGUGAUGCAAAUAUUAUUGCGUGCAAGGUACGACGAAACGCAUGAGAAAGCUGGGAUUCGUAGACUUUUAGCAGACGGUACUUAUCUUGAUUGUUAUCCCUUGCACGAAGGCCCAUACGAUAAGCCAGGGGAUAAUGGAGAAAUUUUAGAUCGACAUUUACUUUAUUUGAUAUGGGCUAGUCCUAUGCAAUGGUUUAAAAAACAACCAUUGUGGUUGAUAAGACGAUACUUUGGUGAAAAAGUAGCGUUGUAUUUCGCUUGGCUCGGUUUUUACACGGAAUGUUUGGUUGCACCAGCUGUGGUUGGUCUUUUAUGUUUCAUAUACGGUCUAGGAAGUAUGGAAGGAGCUGAUAAUAUUCCUAGCAAAGAAAUAUGUGAUGAUAAAAUAGCUGGAAAUAUCACGUUGUGUCCGUUGUGCGAUAAAGCUUGUAGAUAUCAAAAACUUGGUAACUCUUGUUUAUUUUCUAAACUAACUUAUUUAUUCGAUAAUCCUGCGACUGUUUUCUUCGCCAUUUUUAUGUCCUUUUGGGCAACGACAUUCUUAGAAUUAUGGAAAAGACGUCAAGCCGUAAUAGUUUGGGAAUGGGAUCUUCAAAACGCGGAAGAAGAUGAGGAACCUAGGCCCGAAUUCGAAUCAUCGGUGAAAACAUUUCGCAUUAAUCCAGUUACCAGAGAGCGCGAACCAUAUUUACCAGCAUGGUCGAAAACCAUGCGAUUUUGUGCGACCGGUUCUCUCGUAUUUUUUAUGAUAUGUGUUGUUCUUGGUGCAGUCCUAGGUACAAUAAUAUAUCGAAUAUCUCUCGUUUCUGUAUUUUACGGCGGUGGUGGAACUUUUUUACAAAAACAUGCUAAGAUAUUUACUUCGAUGACAGCAGCCUUGAUCAAUUUAGUGAUAAUUAUGAUACUCACCCGUAUAUAUCAUAGAUUGGCUAUGUGGAUGGUUAACAUGGAAAAUCCGAGAACUCAAACCGAAUACGAAUCUAGUUUCACUUUCAAGAUAUUCCUCUUUGAAUUCGUUAAUUUUUAUUCUUCGUUAAUCUACAUCGCAUUCUUCAAGGGAAGAUUUUAUGUACAUCCCGGUGAUCAAAAUGCCAGAUCAUCUGAAUUCGUUCGUAUAAAAACUGAUGUAUGUGAUCCAGCUGGUUGUCUCUCUGAAGUGUGCAUUCAAUUAGCUAUCAUAAUGAUUGGCAAACAGUGUUUUAAUAAUUUCGUUGAGAUUCUAUCACCGAAAUUUUGGAAUUGGUGGCGCAAAAGAUCUCACGUUGCUGCUACGAAAGAUCAUGACAGACAAUAUACUUCUUGGGAAAGAGAUUAUCAAUUGCAGGAUCCUGGAAGACUAGCUCUUUUCGAUGAGUACUUAGAAAUGAUUCUUCAGUAUGGUUUCGUAACUCUCUUCGUAGCAGCUUUUCCAUUAGCACCAUUAUUCGCUUUAUUAAAUAAUAUCGCCGAAAUAAGAUUGGAUGCUUACAAGAUGGUGAAAGAAGCACGAAGACCUCUCGCAGAAAGAGUGGCAGAUAUCGGUGCUUGGCACGGUAUUCUUCGUGGUGUUACUUACGUUGCCGUAGUAUCAAACGCAUUUGUAAUCGCUUAUACCUCAGACUUCAUUCCACGAAGUGUCUACGCAUUUGUUUAUUCUCCAACGGACGAUUUGGUCGGUUACAUCGACAGCUCUCUCUCUGAAUUUAAUACUUCUGAUUAUCGUGACGACAUGAAGAGUGAUGCCGAUGAUAACCAUCCAGAAACAUGCCAAUAUAGGGGAUACAGAAAUGGACCUGAUCACGAAUCAGAUCCUUAUGGAUUGAGUCCACAAUAUUGGCAUGUCUUUGCAGCUCGAUUAGCUUUCGUAGUUGUUUUUGAACAUGUUGUUUUUGCAUUAACUGGGAUCAUGAGUUACGUUAUACCAGCUGUACCACGUGCCUUAGCAACUCAACUUCAACGAGAACGAUUGUUAGCUCAAGAAGCUAAAUAUGAAAAAGGAUUGAAAGGUAAAGAGGACGAAGAAGACAUACUUUCAGUAUUAAGAGAAACUGGAAGUAUAGGCAGACCUGGUGUUGGUGGUGCUGCUGCUGGUGGUCGAGGUAGUUGGGCAAGACGUUUCAGUAAAUUGAGCGAUGGUCUAGAUGCUCAUGUUGAAGUUGGUUCAAGGAUACACAGAUACAGUGACAGUUCAACCGUUUGGGAAGUCACUUAAAUAAUUAACUUUAAAAAAAUUCCUUUUUUUUUCUCUAAAAUAUCAUCGAUUUCGUUCACUCAAAAAUCUUAUUUAAAGAUUAUCAAUCGUGAUUAAUAUUACAUGAAUUUUUGUAUAUACUAUAUAUAGUAAUCGCACUUUUAAUAUAUCAAAGAAAAGACAAUAUAUUUUUUCUUAUCAGUAUUUCUAUUUUUUUCUCACAUCGACGCUUUUGUCAGCCUAUUAUUGCAUUUUUAUUUCUAUUGUAUAGCAUCUAUAAAUUAUAAAUGCUUCCGUCAUACUUUAUGAUGUUUUGUGCACGUAUAUAAUACUGACAGAUGUGAAUUUCGUAAGUUAAAAAAAAAAAAGAAAUAUAAAUAUACAAUCAAUUAAUCAAUCGAUAUAACUUCUUAAUGAAUUUUUGAAAAAUUAAUGUUUCUGUGAUGUCAAAUAAUGUAUGCAUGUAUAAAUAUAUUGUGUAUUACGUUUCUUAUUGAAGAAAUGUGUGUAAAAUAUUAGGGACCAAAUCUUAAUUGACCGAUGUUUAGUAUUGUUCGUAUAAUGUACACAUUUGUGAUCGAAUUUAUU
Polistes canadensis is the source of this 3970-nucleotide messenger RNA. Its product is annotated as anoctamin-4. NCBI's taxonomy places the organism in Eukaryota, Metazoa, Arthropoda, Insecta, Hymenoptera, Vespidae. The coding region runs from base 134 to 3403 and encodes 1089 amino acids. The transcript has 14 exons. Gene Ontology annotation, cellular component: plasma membrane. The record is from RefSeq and is a predicted model, not a curated record. Gene Ontology annotation, molecular function: chloride channel activity; protein dimerization activity. Gene Ontology annotation, biological process: chloride transmembrane transport.